ACACUCAUGAUCACUCCGCUGAUAUCGCGAGACUGGAGUGACUUGCGUGAAAUUAUCCGGUGUCGGUCUCCGAGUAAAGGCUAUCCAGCUACGAUGGGGAACAUUUUUGGCAACCUUCUGAAGAGCCUCAUUGGGAAAAAGGAGAUGCGGAUUUUGAUGGUUGGGCUGGAUGCAGCUGGGAAGACCACAAUCCUGUACAAACUGAAGCUGGGAGAGAUAGUGACUACCAUUCCUACUAUCGGUUUUAACGUAGAGACUGUCGAGUACAAAAAUAUCAGUUUUACUGUGUGGGAUGUUGGUGGCCAGGAUAAAAUCCGACCUCUGUGGCGUCACUACUUCCAGAACACACAAGGUUUGAUCUUCGUGGUGGAUAGCAAUGACCGUGAGCGAGUGAAUGAAGCCAGAGAAGAGCUGAUGAGGAUGCUGGCUGAGGAUGAACUGAGAGACGCUGUACUCCUCAUCUUUGCCAACAAGCAGGAUUUGCCAAAUGCUAUGAAUGCUGCAGAAAUCACAGAUAAGCUGGGUCUCCAUUCCCUGCGCCAUCGUAACUGGUACAUCCAGGCCACUUGUGCCACCAGCGGAGACGGCCUAUAUGAGGGUCUGGACUGGCUGGCCAACCAGCUCAAGAACAAGAAAUGAAGCAGGCUGGGUCCAAGUGCAACCGUUGGGAAAGGUGUCAAAGAUUCCUUGAUUCUGUUUACAAUUUAUGACCAACGGGAGUCGGGUCAUCUUAGACAGUGUAACCCCUCGCUACGUCCCACCUGACAAAUCCGUGAGAUGAUUGGGGUAGCACUAGCACCCAUGAUUCAUAUUCAUUUUUACAAGUGAAGAUGUUUUACUAUUCUUAUGUGAUUUAAACAUCUCAGUUUCUUGUGUCUGUACACUGUAAAUGUUUAAAAGACAGGAAAAGCUUUUACUUAUAUACUUCUAUGGAAUAUGGAGGUAUCGCUUAAAUGCAGGUCAUUUAAAUUAUAUUAACUGCACUGAUAGAUGAGAAACCUGUUGAUUCAGUUUCCUGAAAUAUUUAAAUAAAAUCCAGUGAAAUAAUACUCUGCAAACAGUUGAGAAACAUGUGAUUUUUGCUAUAGUGUUCUUGUUUUGCUACUGAAAAUGAAAUAGAAAUCAUGCAUUGUGAUUUAUUAUUAGCAUAUCAGCCAGACUUCAUGACUGUCAGUGUUACACAGGGCUGAUGAUGCUCUUAUUGUGUGUCCACACAAUAACCAGUGUCUCUGCACAGGUUGCUGAGCAAGCUUUGGUUUGUGUGGCUGUUUCUUUCUGUUCUGCUGUGUAGCUAAAUGCAUGUGUUUCACCGACUAUAUCCGCUGCUAUUACAUGUUUGUCUGUGUCGUGCCGUGUACGUGUAGACACGCUCAUUGAAUGUGUCAGCACUUGUGUUGCAUUUAUGUUUGUGACUUUUUGCUAGUGUUGCAUAGGCAAAUCUGAGGAGAAGAACAAGGGUACAUCUCUAUAGCCAUGUGACUGGUGUAGCUGAUUUAAAAGUAUUUGGUAACUUCACACUAAUGCUGAAAAGAGUGUCAAAGUGACUAUACAGUAGUCACGGGUACUAAUAGACUCAAAUAUGGUUGUGUGUGUACUCUCAUGAAUCGCUAAGUGUGUUUAUAUAUUGCACGCUUAAUAAAGUAUGCAUUUAGAUAAUGUGAA
Molecule: messenger RNA, 1662 nt
Organism: Pimephales promelas (fathead minnow)
Lineage: Eukaryota; Metazoa; Chordata; Actinopteri; Cypriniformes; Leuciscidae
Gene: arf3a
Product: ARF GTPase 3a
Molecular function (GO): GTP binding; GTPase activity
Source: RefSeq, a predicted model, not a curated record